Molecule: messenger RNA, 1544 nt
Organism: Magallana angulata
Lineage: Eukaryota; Metazoa; Mollusca; Bivalvia; Ostreida; Ostreidae
Product: transmembrane protein 272-like
Exons: 4
Coding region: 445-1305 (286 amino acids)
Source: RefSeq, a predicted model, not a curated record
UACUUCUUUUCAUCAAUUAAUCCGUAUGGAAUGGUGGAAUUUCCUCGCUGAAAGAUCUUUAAGGCUCUUCUAACGUCUACAAGAGGACGCUACACUGGAGGAAAUCAACAAAUACCAAAAUGUAAAAAACAAAACCAAAGACAGUGUAAUGGUCAGUUUUGCGACAUUUAAGGAUUACCUGUUAUUGAUUUCUUGGUGAAACUGACACAGAGCGUUGUAGUGUUUAGAUAUAUAAACAGUGCUUAGAAAAAUGUCACAAUUCACAGGACUGGUGACAGGGCGACAGCGGAUAGAGGGCGACUCUUCGGAAACAAAUUCUGUACAUUGUGACGAUUUGUAUCAGUUUGUUCUUAUAUCAUGGCGGAUUGAAGAAAUUUUCUAAAAGACAAUUACUUUGAUAUCAGACAGUGAAGGACAUACUAGUAAUUAACUGCGACUAAAAAGAUGUCGCUACUCACCCGCCAAGGCACAAUGGUCCGGAAAAACCGGAACUCGAUCAAGAGGUCAAUCCGCCGGAAGCCCAACCCCACAAAAAGGGAGACAGGCGGACCCUCGGCGACCUCUCAGUCUACGGGUACCCAAUCAACCGUGCCCGGGGUCCACAGGGAAUAUCGGCCCUCCCCCGCCAGGAGUGUUGCUAGCACAGUGGUGUCAUUUGACGAUGAACGACGUUUAUGGAACACCUCCGUUGAUUGGCGGACAGGAAGAGGUCAGGAGGUUGAUACUUUGUACAAUUCCUUACUCCUUCAGUUGAGAGAAGCAAGUCAUGACUCCAACAACACCUGUCAAUUUCUUUCACGUGGCAAGGACAUAAUCUGCCAUACAGUGUUCGUGACGGUACUGGUGGGCGUGUCUAUGACUCUUCCAAUCGCCAUGAUAUUUAUUGGCGUCAAAUAUAUAAAUGACUGUCCAAUUCAGAGCAGUGUCCCAGUGUAUCUACUAGUGGGCGGAUGCUGUGGGGUUCUGAGGAUACUGGCUACAAUGUGGCGGAACUUACAGUAUAGACGGCAGCUCGAUUCCUACAACGAUUCUUACGUCCACGAAGGUCUUUACGUCUCACAAACUUACAGAUUAAUGAACGUCUUUCUGACUCUGUUUCUGAUUGGUUGGCUAGUAGCCGGAAGUCACUGGGUGUUCGGUGUAUGGGAGCCGCCAUAUUCUCAGCCUCUCCAUGAGCCAAGUAAUUGGUGCGAUAGAACUGUGUACAGAUUCGCUGUAUAUCAAAUUGUCGGAUCAUAUGGCUUCAUUUUACUCGUAGUCUUUGUUUGUUGUUUUUUGACAAUCUAUUAUAAAGCAUGCAGUUGAUAAUUUCCAAUUUUUGUAAUGUUUCAGCUCAAAUAAAUGUAAAAAAAAAAAAUCCUUCUUUCCAGAAUUACCCACUUGAUAACAUAUCUUUUUUAUUCGACGUCGUUUUAAUUUCUUAUAUUAUUUUCAUUUUACAAGAGCAAGUUUCGUCGGAAACGCAUUCACUAUGAACCUUGCGUUUAUACGCAUACAGACAAAUUUUGUGAUUUUUGGUUUCAAUAGAAGUGCAUGUAACUGCU